AGUAGGUCAACACAGGUGACACUGUAACAAGGAUAUGGGACAUGUACAUCAGCCAUUUGCAUCACACUCGUUAGAAGGCUAUAAUUCUUGGGCCGGUUUAGAUAUGAGACUGCAGCUCAAGAGCGACAAAUUAACACUGACAUGAGACAGGUAUUUAAACAACUUACACAACGUGUUGGUUUAAUUGAGAAAAAAAGCCUUCGAGGUGCGAAACCGUUUAGGCUCGCAGCUUAAUACAUGCUCUACAAAUUAUAGAGCGUAUGUCCUCCGCUGGAGGUAUGUUUUGUGACACUAUGUACAAUGGUAUGGUUUGUGACACUACACAAGCACAAAUACUAGCACAUAUAUAUUGUACUGUACAGUACCUGAAUGUUUCAGGACCUAGAGCAAUUACAGUACGUCGGAUGUAAAAUAAUGGCCCAGGUUUAACAUAGAUAUGUAUUCGCCAUACAGUACAUGUACAUGUACAAAAAUUAUAGAUCUAUACACUUACGGAACAUAUACAACUGUACAGUACUUUGUACAAUCGGUAUAAAUGUUUGUCAAACAAUAGGCAAGAAUCUACAGGUAUACAACAGGACGCUUCAACUUAAUUAAUUUUGCACCUACUCCUACUGGGUAUAUGGACAUGCACAACGCAUUAAUACUAGUAAAUGUAUCGCCAUGUGUCUAUAUAGCGCAUGUCAUCUUUUGUCGUGCUUAUUAAAAAAUGUGAGAACUGUAAGAAAACCGUUCUUGCGGUGUUAAUGGGAGCAGACAGUGUUAGUAAAUGAACCCGUGGUGUGCUUCAUAAGUGAGGAGUCCACUAUUCGUCAGAUUACAUAACCUCAGCAACCCCUUAUGGCUGCCUCCAGAAGUGCAGUAUGCCAAGGUGGGCACUUAGUCUUUUUAACACUGGUGACAUUUUGGACUUUCAAGUACUGCGUCAUUUCCGUGACGUGUGAAGUGACGUCACCAGAAGUGACGUCACGAGUUAGCUAUCUAUCAGAAGAUGCCAACACGUGGUACAUACACGAAGAAUGCGCUGACACACCAUUAAUAACUAGAAUAUGUAAUCCAGACAGCAACAGCUCUCUUACCAUUGCAGCAUUCUGUCCAGUAACUAGUGAUAUUUAUCUAUAUAAUUUUACAACCAAGACGACAGUAAGAAGGAUAAAUGUCCUAGAUUCUAUAGGUGCUUAUGAUUCUUCACAAACAUCUGCCUUCGAGUUCAGUCCGAACUGCAAGUUCAUGUUUUCAGCUAGACAAAACGUAGGAUUGCUCAUAUUCGAAGAUGACGAAAGCAACCCGAUCCGACGGCUCCAUAUAGCUGAUGGUAAUCAAAUCAUUGAUCAUAAAAUAUCUGCUGAUUCAGAUCGUGUUUACAUAUUAGAAGAUCGCCAUCCAAAUAUGACGCUUAAAUGCAUAGAUUUACGCAACCAGUUGUCAACCAGUGAGUCUUUACGGUUCUGUGACGGCGACUGCAGUUUGCAGUUCCACUUUUACAGAGUCGUCGUCAACGCCCAAAACACACGUCUGUAUGUGUUACCAACUGGAGACACGAGGACCAAAAUAAUCAUAUUCGAUAUCUCUGCACCCUUCUGCGCCACGCGGUUCUUGGAAAUCAAACGUUACUUUGAAGUGGCGAGCUUUGCCUUUCCCACCAAAGAACUGAAUAGAAUAAUAGUGGACAGCGGUCACGUGUUACAGUCCAGUGACGUUUCUGGCAGUGACCUCGAAGGGAGAGGCUACGUUAACUCUUCCACAACGCCGUACAAAUGGUUGGUCCAGUCUCCAGAGCCGCCCCACUAUGUUUACGGGUUUAAAAGCGGGGAUAACGAACACAUCCACGUGUAUAGUUGGCCUUACCUGAACGGUCUCCAGUCCAAAGAGAUACACGUGAUUCCCAACACACACCUCAGCAGUACAGAACUGGUCUCCAUGGAAAUUAUGCGUCAUAGUAAUCAUGGCGGAUAUAUCGUGGCCAUGCUUGGAAGGUGUAAAACACCGGACGGUCUUUACUGGGUCAGAGUUUCGGUUGAACCUCUUCCAGUCCCGGAGGCGUCCCUACUUUACGAUUCAAAUGUGGCGGUUUCCGUCUGGCGGCACCCAGGUGACCAUAUCACGACCAUACUGAGCACGUCCAGUAAUGAAAGAAAAGACAUUCUCUACGACCAACACGCGGCGUGCUUGCAUGAUGGGGGGCUUUUCAUAGGACUACGGUACGCAGAGUUACACCUUGUUAAUACCACCAGUCACGACAUCCACAUAAUUCAGCUGCCACUGCCUGGUUUAAAAAUCACCGUAAAUGACAAUUGUUCACUGGUUGCCGUCAUUCACAAUAGUUACGUCUCGACGUUUCACCUUACCGCCUCACCGCGCCGCGUUGCUUCCAACAGCACCUACCCUGUUCCUUCUUACGACUCAUGGAAUGCUGUGAUCCGAGGCAGACACAUAUUCAUAUUCCCCAAACACGGCAAUGCCAGCAACCCCUACCUGGUGAACUUCUGGCGUUUGGACUCCGUGUCUGGCAUCGUGUCUGCUCAGGGUGGGCCUCUGAGAGGUUCGCCCACGUGCUACCUUCACCCAAACCAGAUCUGGCUUUACUGUCCCACCAUGCAGCAAGCCCCCAGAUACCUGUACAAGUUUGAGAUAAACAGCAGCGGAGAUUUGUCCCUCUUGGAUAAAAAGAUCGCCAUCUCGGUGUGCCAGCCGAUCUGGUUUGAACAUUCCGGACAGAACAUCUAUUGCAGCAGUGGGGCAGUGCUGGACGCCUCUAGUUCAACAAAAGAGGACUUGCAGAAGCAGUUUUCACUAGAUGAAUACUCAGAUUUCACCAGCUUUGCUGAAACACAAGACAACACAUUGUUAGCUUUGAAGGACGACAUGGCCGCCGUUUUGGUGUACAACACAACAGGUGGUCAGUUAGAGGGUGCCAUCCAACUACCACUGACCGCAGAUUGCAGGUUUGCCCCUCCCUACUUUACGUUCGACGCCGUGUACUCCAGUGAUGACAGCGGCCUUACUGUAGUGGUGGUUACGAGGAAAGAACAACUGUACUCUCUGCGGUAUAAUGGCAUAGGCAGAACACUGGUGGUAGCCGCCAUCUUGGGAAACGGAUCAGUUGAACAGGACCCGAUUCACGUGGUUCGAAGAAGACAGAAGUACUUUCCCCACCGGCUCUGUGGCAUUGCUUUCUAUAAUAUGUUUGAAGAACAUGGGGUACCUGGGGACGCCGGGCCAAAUGUGAUAGCUAUCGCCAUGUCAGCGACUUUUUUUACUCUGUUAAUGAGUAUAGGCGCAUUCUGCCUUGGCUACAGGAAACGAAGAAAGGAAGCAGCGGCAGCGGCGAGGAACACCGGCUCUUCUGACACCGGACACAUAGGUAACUUUUUUACAUGGCGAUAUAACGAUGAUUGGUAUUACGAAUGCCAGUUUCCAGGAGAACAUGUCCUUUACAAGCACAAGUCCCUGCCUCUACAGGUGAAUGCAUUCUUCCAAACCUGCCGAAACAACAAUGAACCACCAUUCUGUAACUGUGGAGUGGCCGUAAAAUCUGAAAACGAUGUAUUUAUAAUUGACUACUGUAGGCAAACUGGAAUACAAGGUCGUAUUGCCAUGAUCGGCUGUGAGAGGGAAACUAUGCGCAUUGAACAACUUGAUGACGGGCGACUGUACAAAAUUCAUUUACCCACUGGCGGCCACGUCGAAGCACAAGUCUUUAACCCGGGCCCAAAUGCUGCAAUAAAUCAUAUACACAUUUACGCAAGCACACUUGAUUAUAGCAAUACAUUAGGGCUAUGUGGUACUUUGAACUUCGAUCCCACAGACGACUUUCAUGACGGAACUGGUUCUUCGAUUGGAAACGAACGACAGUUCAGGGAAGCAUGGAGAGUUAAAGGGAGCAAGGAAAGUCUGUACACAGGGACGGGCGAAACAGGACGGAAAGGUUUCCCUUACUGCACAUGUAACGAAGACAGGGUCGCUAACUGUAGCUAUAUAAAUAAUGUCCAGUCCUGUGCCGAUGAAAAACAGGACAUAACAAAAGCACAAUAUGGACGUUGUAGACAGAGGAGAGAUGAUCCUGAAGGAAGUGAUUACAUCCUUGAAGAGCGAACCUUUUUGGAGGAAGAUUACGACCCCAGUAACACUAGUUUUACUUGGAAAAAUGGUUGGACUGAAGAAUCGUCCAGGGCGUUCUGCACCAGCUAUAUCGUAGAUAGGACCACUGGGGAAGCUGCUGCCUUAAUGAAUAAUUUAGACGAAGGUGCACUGAUAGACGGGUGUGUGGCUGAUAUCCUGAUGACAGGAGGCACUGAAUGGGCCGAAUACACCAGAGACGCAUUUGUGGCAACCAUUGCGGCAGAGUUAGCAAAGAAUGUCUCACUGUGGGCAGUAGAAAACGGUUCCAGCGUUGCAGUGCCGCCGGCCGCAAUAGCGGCCGCCCUUUGUCCGAGGAACUGCUCCGGACACGGCGUUUGCUCAAACGGAACAUGCACUUGCGCUGACUCGUAUUAUGGCUAUGAUUGCUCCAUGGAUAUUAAUGCAGCACCAGUGUGUCUCGAGCUGCCCAGCGCCGGGCUGUGUGAUGAACGCUCUAGGCCGUGCAGAAAGACACCAGUUUAUUGUUCGUCGUUCAUCAAAAGCGUGGCCGUUACCUGCAAAUUUAAGCACUUUAAGGUAACAAUAGCUGCAGUCAUACCAUCUUCUACCUACAGUGAGACUACCGCAGAAUUUAUUCAUCUGCAAGAGGUAAUGUGUCCUUUGCCACACACUUUGUCAAGGAAAAAGAGAGCGGCCAUUCCCACCGUCCCCCAGGAGACCGUCCUCGCGGAGGGAUACGAAGUGAGCGUCAGCAAUAACGCUCAAAACUUCAGCGAACCUAAAUACCUCCUGGUUUACGAUUCUAAGUGUGUUGACUGCAAUUCAACGUUCAAUUGCUCGCUUAAGGGCGAAACCUGUAUCAUCGGAGGAAUAUGUUACGUUGCAAACGAGACAAACCCUAAUAAUCCAUGCCAACGCUGUGAUCCAGCUUACGACGCUGUGGGAUGGUUCACUCAAGCUACAAGCUGCUCGAUAGAUGGCGUGUGUUACCCAGACGGAAACAUCAGACCUGGAGUCUCUUGUCAGUACUGCGACUUUAACAAAAACGAAAAUGAAUGGACAGUUAAGGUACGACGGAAUUUAAGAUACUAG
Lingula anatina is the source of this 5175-nucleotide messenger RNA. RefSeq lists its product as uncharacterized. Lineage: Eukaryota; Metazoa; Brachiopoda; Lingulata; Lingulida; Lingulidae. The record is from RefSeq and is a predicted model, not a curated record.